CGUUCUUUAUGUAGCGUAUGCGUAUGCGUGCACUGUGCUUAGAUUGAUACGAAGUCGGUGCGCCAAAUAGAAACCGGCAUUAAUCUCGUUUAGUGGAUAAUAAACAGUGCAUGCGGACGAAAUUUGACAUUCGACAAUUUCGUCGCAAUAUUCGCCCAGUAAACUGUUCAAGUUUUACGGAUGCUUUGCACAGUUGCAUAUAAGCACUUGGCGCAGAUGCCGUUUGGCCGGUUGCGUUGCACAGGGAGGACCAGUUUGAUGUGCUGUUAAGAGUGAUAGGAGAGCAAGCGAUAAAAUCCAUAUGAGUGGAUCAUUCGCGAUUGUGGUUUUACUGGAAGUUAGUGUGCACAUCUGAUCUCAUUGGGCGCGCAAAACCUAUCACGGAAACAGGGAGUUUUCAUAAAAUUGUAAUUGGUGUGCCACGCGAAGUCCCCAUUUAUGAUGGACAAUAAUGAGCAGUAUAAAUUCUUCUCUAAAUAAUAAUUUAGACUUUUAUUGUGUCAUAAUCGUUAAGCUUAUUGUCCAUUGCCACUGUGAUAUAUCCAAGCGCAUCUAGCUGUUUUCGUCUGUCAUCAUCUCCUGCUGUUAUAUCCUGAUAAUACCCAUCCAAACGUUCCUAUUUGGCCUUUCAAAACGACACUUUUCCAGAAAAAAUGAUCGGCUCUUAUUUUCCUAAUCCGUCAAUGUGGCAAUCCUCGUCGUCCGCCGCGGCCACCGAUGCCGCUGCCGCCGCGGCGGCACAGUAUCCCGCGGCAGUUACCGGCAGUACCGCCGCUACACUACAGGAUCACUAUUCUUCCUACAAAUAUUCUAAUGCGGGUGCAUUCGGAAAUGCCGCCAACACCGUGACCAGUGAUUCGUAUUUCGGCAAUCCCAAUCCGACGGCGACAGCCUACGGGGGCUCAUUCGCCGUUUCGCCCUAUGCUGGGUUAAGGUCACCGCAUUCGCAAGUCAACGCCAGCGGCAAAUCGUCAGCUGCAGCGGCAUCGGAUUCAACGUCUAAUUGUUACUAUCAAGAUCCCAGAGGUUUCUCUCCACAGCACGCCGAUACUCAUCACAGUCACACUGGAAUGGGUUAUCCCGGAAACACCAUGGCCGCCAAUAUGGCCAUGGUGGCGGCCAAUAUGGCUGCAUAUCAUGCGCAUGCACACCACCACGCUAAUCCCAUCUCACCUACGCUCCCAACAAAUCAUCUGCAGAUGGGCGCCGAAUCUCCGAAUUCCGUAGCGGCUUCGCUUGGUUUUAGCCAAAAAGUUCCUUUAUACCCUUGGAUGCGCACCUAUGCAGACGGCGGAUUUGGCAACAAGCGCACGCGUCAGACGUACACCCGUUAUCAGACUCUGGAGCUCGAAAAAGAAUUCCAUUAUAACCGAUACCUGACUCGCCGGCGGCGAAUCGAGAUUGCCCAUUCGUUAGGCUUGACAGAGCGGCAAAUAAAAAUUUGGUUCCAAAAUCGCCGUAUGAAAUGGAAGAAAGAGCAAAAAUUGACCAGCCUCAAUCAGCAGCCCGACAGUCCCGACGGAUCAGGAGCGGCCGCUUCCUCCACGGCAACCAAGACAGAGCCCAAGUAGUCACAUGCUCCGCACUGAUUGCCACAGUUGUACGUCACAUCAUACCAGUUAUCUCCCUUGUUCUGCUGCCACACAACGAACUUGUCUAGUGCAUCUUUUGGUCUCCGUUUUAUUAUUUUUUUAUCUCCUGCAUGUCAGUUGUUUAAGUUUUGUAACCUUUGCGAUUAAUAUUCGUAGUAUUAACUGGAAUUUCCGGUUUCGUUUGGCUUGACCUUAAUUGUUACUGUUGCAUAACUGUUACGUAACUAGAGUUCAAAUGUUGAGUGCUUAUUACUGAUAUUGCACAAAAUUUGCUGAUACAUUUGGAUUAAAUCAACCCGAAUACAU
Molecule: messenger RNA, 1898 nt
Organism: Paramacrobiotus metropolitanus
Lineage: Eukaryota; Metazoa; Tardigrada; Eutardigrada; Parachela; Macrobiotidae
Product: homeobox protein Hox-B7-B-like
Exons: 4
Coding region: 654-1571 (305 amino acids)
Biological process (GO): regulation of transcription by RNA polymerase II; anterior/posterior pattern specification
Cellular component (GO): nucleus
Molecular function (GO): DNA-binding transcription factor activity, RNA polymerase II-specific; RNA polymerase II cis-regulatory region sequence-specific DNA binding
Source: RefSeq, a predicted model, not a curated record